CCGCGGACAAGCAUGGCUGCAGGUCAAGCUGUUAGGUUAAAAUGUUUGUGUUCACGGUUCUCUCAUGUUGUCUCUCAAAAACAAUUUAAAGCUGGAACCGUCUUGUCCGCUCGUCCUAAAUCCACAUCUCCUACCCUCGAAGGUGAUUUUACCUGCAAAGUGGAUAUUGGCCUGACCUCUGAUGGCAAAACUGUAGUGUGUUACCAUCCCUCCGUGGACAUUCCAUAUGAGCUCACAGAGCCCAUCCCCCGGCCAGACCCUCUGACAAACCCUGCGGAAACACAUGAUCAGGUUCUGAAGGCGCACUUGAGUAAAGAAGUUCUGCAGAACAAAUCAGGCCCCACCAUUGAGGAGCUCUCGAAAAUGUUCUACACCACCAAGCACCGCUGGUACCCGGUUGGACAGUAUCACAUGAGACGCAUAAAUAAAAAUCCGCCCAAAGACAGAUGAUCAGUGCAGCGGCCCGUUCGGAAACUCAAGCCUUUUUCAUACACUUCAUGUAACUCAGUCUCCAUGAUGUCAUCAACUGUUUGUGAAUUUUGUUUUAAAAAGCAAGGAUUCGAUUUAAGAUGAAAAGCUUAUGUUGAAUAUGUUGUAGUUAUUUGAUGAUAGUCAUGUUUCAUAAUAUGAUUUAAAUAUGAUAAAGAUAAUUAAGCAAAUUAAUUAUAAUUCAUUAUAAUUAAAUUAGUUUU
Megalops cyprinoides (Indo-Pacific tarpon) is the source of this 692-nucleotide messenger RNA. It is a transcript of the gene mrpl42, whose product is annotated as mitochondrial ribosomal protein L42. Bases 13 to 450 code for a protein of 145 amino acids. The record is from RefSeq and is a predicted model, not a curated record. The transcript is spliced from 5 exons. Lineage: Eukaryota; Metazoa; Chordata; Actinopteri; Elopiformes; Megalopidae. Gene Ontology annotation, cellular component: mitochondrial large ribosomal subunit.